This is a messenger RNA of Cyprinodon variegatus (sheepshead minnow), 4484 nucleotides long. It is a transcript of the gene myorg, whose product is annotated as KIAA1161 ortholog. The coding region runs from base 270 to 2324 and encodes 684 amino acids. Lineage: Eukaryota; Metazoa; Chordata; Actinopteri; Cyprinodontiformes; Cyprinodontidae. Gene Ontology annotation, biological process: skeletal muscle fiber development; carbohydrate metabolic process. The transcript is spliced from 3 exons. Gene Ontology annotation, molecular function: hydrolase activity, hydrolyzing O-glycosyl compounds. The record is from RefSeq and is a predicted model, not a curated record.
AGAUGAAGGCGGAGACAAAUCAGCGCAUUUGGGUUCUUCUCUCAGUUUUUUUUUUCUUCUUCUGAGGAUUGUAGCAAAACACAGACUUCAAAACUACUGAAGGGAUCACUUCUGAUCGGUUUUAAAACAACUCUGUUAUCUCGUUUCCCUGACACACUGCAAACAGACGAGACGAAAGGCCCAGAGUCCAACCGGAGGCUCCCUGCUUGACCUUUUUGAUGAGCUGCACAUAAACACCUCUGGGAUUUGGCAUCUGAAAAACACUAGCCAUGUACCAAGUGGUGCCAGGCGGGGCAGGGGGCACAAUUACAGAUGUUAUCCCCAAGCAGAAACACACCAAGGACUCCCGAUCCUUGGUUGGAGCUGGAGUCAUCGGUCUGUUACUGGUCAUUGCAGCGGUGACUGCCUGGUGUUAUUACAUCGCCUCUCUACGCAAAGCUGAGCUGCUGAAGACUCAGCUGCUGGAUCUUAAUAAAGAUGGCUACAUUAUCCGCAACCAGGGAGGCUCCAUUGUUUUCAGAAUGGAUUUCAGAUCAGGGACCCUUGACUUGGACUCCUGUUCAAAAGAGGAGGAAAUUCUUCGCUGUGAGAGGACCACUGACAGAAAGCUGAAGUUUUUUAUAAAGACUGUGCGGCCCAAGGACACUGUGCAGUGCUACCGUGUGCGCUGGGAAGAACUGGUCCCUGACAUUCCUGUUGAGCAUGCCAUGACUUACAAGUUUGCGCACUGGUACGGAGGUGCAGUGUCAGCAAUUCAGCACUGGCCUAUUUUAAUUUCAGGCCAACAGACUCCCAAACCUUUUGUCACAAGUGAUAUUUACUCAAACCGCAGUGAAUUUGGUGGAAUUCUGGAGAGCUACUGGCUUUCAUCCAAUGCCACUGCAAUCAAGAUCAACAACUCUGUCCCUUUUCACCUAGGCUGGAAUGACACAGAGAAAACUAUGUACUUCCAAGCAAGGUACCACGAUACCCCUUUCAAGCCAAAUCCUGGGGAGGCUCCAUGUGCAGAACUGAGCUAUAGAGUCUGUGUAGGUUCAGAUGUCACAUCCAUUCAUAAGUACAUGGUUCGGAGGUACUUUACCAAACCUUACAAAGUGCCUGCUAAAGUUAUGUUUGAGCAUCCAAUUUGGUCGACUUGGGCUUUAUAUAAGCGCAACAUUGAUCAAGAAAAAGUCCUUACAUAUGCUGCCAAUAUUCGUAAGUAUAACUUUAACUGUAGUCACCUGGAACUAGAUGACCGUUACACAAAACGCUAUGGAGAUUUUGAGUUCGACCCAGUUAAGUUCCCUAAUGCAUCUGAAAUGUUCAAAAAGUUAAAGUCGGAUGGGUUUCUGGUUUCUCUCUGGAUUCAUCCUUUUGUCAACUAUGACUCUGAGAACUUCCACCCUUUAGUGGAGAGAGGGUUGUUUGUUCGAGAGCCAACAGGUCAGCUGCCUGCAUUGGUGCGCUGGUGGAAUGGGAUCGGCGGCAUUUUGGAUUUUACCAACCAAGAGGCGCGUGACUGGUUUACCUCUCAGCUGGAUUCCUUACGCUCAAAGUAUGGGGUGUCCUCUUUUAAAUUUGAUGCAGGGGAGACAAAUUAUUUACCCUGGAAAUUUAGCACAAAAAAUCACAUUCGUGACCCCAGUUUUUUCACAAGGCGUUACACAGAGAUAGUUGAAAAAUACAAAGACCGAGCUGAGCUGCGCAGUGGUUACCAGUCCCAGAACAUAUCCUGUUUCUUCAGGCCAAUUGAUAGAGAUUCUGUGUGGGGCUAUGAGCUGGGCCUCAAGUCUCUGAUCCCCACAGUGCUCACCAUUAGCAUCCUUGGGUAUCAGUUCAUCCUACCAGACAUGAUCGGGGGAAAUGCCUAUCUUAACCACACAAGCGGAGAUCGGGCAUUACCUGAUAGAGAGCUUUACAUCCGCUGGCUGGAGCUUUGUGCCUUCAUGCCUUCCAUGCAGUUUUCUAUCCCACCAUGGGAAUACGACAACGAGGUGGUGGAAAUUGCUCGAAAAUACACAGCCAUUCACAAAAGUAUCGUGGCACCACGGGUCCUUGAGCUUGCAAGUGAGGUUUUAGACACCGGGGACCCGAUCAUACGUCCACUAUGGUGGAUUGCUACCGGUGAUGAGACAGCCUAUAAAAUAGAUUCCCAGUUCCUGAUUGGUGAUGACCUAAUGGUAGCACCUGUUUUAGAGCCUGGAAAGCAAGAAAGAGACAUAUAUCUACCUGCUGGGCACUGGAGAAGCUACAAAGGGGAAAGAUUCGACAUCAAGGAGCCACUGCACCUCACAGACUAUCCUGUAGAUUUGGAUGAAAUUGCUUACUUUGUUUGGGUUUAGCAAAAAACAAAAUAGAUUUUUUUUUUUCUGAUUCUCCUCAAUCCCUUUUUUGUGCCUUUUGAGCAGAUUCAUAUACCUUGAAACUUUCUACAUUUUGUCACUUUAAAAACAAACUUCGGAGUAUUUAAAUGACAUGUUUUCUGUGAUGGAUAAACUUAAAAGAUUGGAUAAUUUUCUAUGUCUGUACCUGCUUUGCACAUCUAGAGACUGAAAUGUUUCCCUAUUAACCUUUUUAAGCUUGCUGAAUCUUAGAUUAAGACUAGAACUCCCUGCCACAGAUUCUUUGGUAGAUUUAGGUCUUGACUUUGGGCCAUUUAAGGAUAAGUAUACUUAAACCAUUUUGUUAUAAGACUGGCUGAAGGUUUGUGGUUGACGUGCUGUUGGAUCCCAAGUCUUUUGUAGCUUCUAACAGCUUUUCAUCCUGAUUGUUACUGAAUUUUGUUCCAUCAGCUUUGACCACUUUCGCUUCCUUUACUGGAAAAAACAAAAAAAACCUCCCCCACACAAAAAUACUGCCCUUGCAAUAUUUUUACAUAGGGGAUAUCAUGUUACGUGUGCCAAAAUGUUUUGUUAGCCUCCUCUGACCAGGAUAACGAUGUUUAAAUUGAAGACUUCAUAGAUUAUGCCAUGUUACUUUCUUUGAACAAUUACCUUCUUUUCGCCAAAGUUGCAUAAGCAUCAGAUGAACUGAGCACACAAGUUUUCAAACUUCGAUCUGUGCAGCUCCUCAGUAUACAACAAGCUUCUUGACUGCUUAUCUGAUCAAUGCUCCCCUCAACUGCCUGUGGGUUUAGGUGGAUACCCAUGUUUUGGAAAAACUUUCUAUGGAAUACAUUUCCCAUUUUUAUAUGGCACAUUGGACAGCUCUCUGUGAGGUGUUCAGAGCUUGAGAUAUUGUUGAUAAGCUCCACAACUUUAUCCCUGAACUAUCCCCUGUGUUCCUUGGUAUUCACAAUGCUUUUCAUUCAAUGUUUUCUUACAAACUUCACAACCAGAUCUAAUUACACAAAUCUUAAGUCUUUUCUUUAACUGGCUACUUAAAACCCUUAGUUGCUCUGGAUUUUCCCAUGCGACGACAGAAGUUCUUAGAUUCGUAAAAUAUCUUAAAAGGCUACAACUUUAUCUUUUCCUUUUACAAUGGCUUUUUGAUAUAUCACAUAAAUCUCAGUAAAAUGUAUUAUAGUUCUGAUGAGACAAAAUGUGGAAAAGUUCAAGGGGUUUGGAUGGUUUGGCACUAAAUGUUUGGCAGAUGACAUUGUGUGAAAUGCUCAAGGAUUCAUCUUCUUUAAUAUAGCAGUACAUACUGUAUGAAUUCAACUCAGAAAGAUAAGAUAAGAAAGCAUUGUGCCUUUGCACCAUGUAUUCAACACUUUGUCUUGGUUUGUAUUUUUCUUUUUGAAAUGAGAUAUAUUUGUCAUCUUUUAGUAAUAUCUUUCACACAUCUUGAGCCAGCACUGGCCACUUUAAGCCAAUGCACCUUGCCAAGAGCAAGGAUCCUGUAGCAAUAAAACUCAAAAUGAAUUGAAAUAACAACUGUGAUCCUAAGCUUAUAAAAUAAGCAUCCAGGGUCUAGUUAUUUAUUUAGGGCCAUGUAAUGCCUUAUAUUAAACAAUAGGUAGAGUGAAUAAACAAAGCUGUUUUAUCAGUGCCAUUAAGCAGAAUAUACAUUACAUGAUGAUGCCCUGCUCCUGUGACUAAUAACUGAGCUUCUUCUUGUUCAGUUGUUAGGAAUAUAGGCAAGAGGAUUAAUCAUGAAAUUGCUCUCAUCUAUGUAACCAUGUGUCUUGUAACCUGUUUUACCCUGUAUGACAAGGACUGUUACUGAGUUCUUCACUUUUGAUGCUGCUUCUUGGGUAGCCGAUUUUCUCAGGCUUUUUGUUAAAGUUUUCUUCUUAAUGCUGCCAAGGCAUUUAAGAAGCUGGUACUAUCAUAGUACAAAGUAAAUGUACCACCACUUUGAAGAAACUGCUUAGGUAGAUUUUUCCAUAGUGUAGCUGACAUGGAUUGGUACACCCAAUGGUUUUCCUAUUAUGAGCAAUAUAACCUCUCAGGUGUUUUGUUUUUAACUGAUAUGACAUCUAUAUAACUGAUAAAUAUAAGCUUUUUAGCUUGAAAAUUAAUUACGGAUAACUAUUAUUAUUUAUCUGAUACGUUCCUACG